Pimephales promelas (fathead minnow) is the source of this 5262-nucleotide messenger RNA. RefSeq names its product ankyrin repeat and LEM domain containing 2 (gene ankle2). Gene Ontology annotation, molecular function: protein phosphatase 2A binding. Gene Ontology annotation, cellular component: endoplasmic reticulum. Gene Ontology annotation, biological process: negative regulation of phosphorylation. The record is from RefSeq and is a predicted model, not a curated record. NCBI's taxonomy places the organism in Eukaryota, Metazoa, Chordata, Actinopteri, Cypriniformes, Leuciscidae.
AGAGAGAUUUCCGGGAGGCACAUUUUCUGCUCAGGCGUUAACUUGAAACAACUAACGUUAGAUUGAUUUCAGAGAACCCCAUAUUUUCAGUCGUGCAUGGUUAUUAUUGUAGUUCUUCUUGAAUAGAACGAGACAUUAUCGAGCGCGACAUAUUUGUUCUGCCACAAUAAUUAAGUGACAAUAGGCAUGGCUGUAUGGAAACUAAGCAUAUAAGCAGCUCUUGGUGUGCAGCCCAUCUUCUCCACCCGCAAGAAGCAGAGGUAGCCGAAGUAGCAGAAGCAUGGACGUGGUCCUGAGCCGGUUGAAGGGUCUCACGGCUGACGAGUUGAGGGAGGAGAUCAUUAAAGCCAACUUGAAGUGUGGCCCCAUCACUGCCACGACAAGAGCCAUUUUUGAGCGCAAGCUUGCCCGGACUCUAGUGGAGAAGGCUGGACUUACUGAGCCUGAUGGCAGCAUUGAGAACAGUGCCUCGUUAGAAGGCUCUGGGAGUGUAGUGCCACCCAGUGCCACAUCAGCAACCCCAGAUCCGGUCAUAGGCGAGGAUGGAGAUUUCGGGUACGGCAUUGGCCUCAACCCGCCGGAGGAGGAAGCUCUGAGUGGAAUGAUGUGCACUGGGAAUGUGGAGAAUUCACAGUUGGAGGCACAGACUCCCUCUAAAACUGCACAGGUGUCUCCCACCUUCUUCUAUGGGGUGUGUCCAUUGUGGGAGGAUGUAUUGGCUCGGAAUGAGAGAGCCCAUGUGUACACGGAUAAGAAAGAGGCUUUGCAGGCCGUUAAAAUGAUGAAGGGGGCUCGGUUUAAAGCUUUCUCCAAUCGUGAGGAUGCUGAGAAGUUUGCCAAAGGCAUAUGUGACUACUACCCUUCGCCUAGUAAAAGCAAUCUCUGUGUUUCUCCCGUCAAACCUGGCCUGGUGUUUAACAAAGACCACCCAUCUAUGAUGGAGGCAGACGCAAUCAACAGGGAGAAGGCAAACAGUUUUAAAAGUCCUCGGACACAAGAUUUGACGGCCAAGCUAAGGAAGGCCGUGGAGAAGGGAGACGAGAUUGCCUUUACUGAGCUGGUCUGGAGCAAUCCUCGUUACCUCAUCGGGUCAGGGGACAACCCAACUGUAGUCCAGGAGGGCUGCAGGUAUAACGUGAUGCAUGUGGCUGGGAAGGAGAACCAGCCAGGCAUUGUUCAGAUCCUGUUGGACACUCUAGAGAACCCAGAUUUCAUGCGUCUCAUGUACCCAGAUGACCAGGAGAGCAUGCUGCAGAAACGCAUCCGGUAUAUCGUAGACCUGUACCUCAAUACGCCAGAUAAAGCUGGGUUUGAGACGCCUCUCCACUUUGCUUGUAAAUUUGGCUGUCCAGAGGUGGUGAACAUACUCUGUUCUCAUCCAGACAUUGACAAGAACUGCAAGAACAAGUACAACCAGAAACCCAGUGAGGUCAUUUGUGAAAGAAUGAAAGAAAAGGGUAAAGUUCAGGAGGUCAAACAGAAGAUAAAGGAAUAUUUAGAAGAUCGAUUAUACAUCCCCUUAUUGAGAGCCACUGAUAAUUCCUCCCAGCCUGUUAUUGGUGCACCCUGGUCCCCUGAGCCAAUGGAAAACCUGUCACCACGGUUACCCAGAAGCCCAAAGGAUCCAGUUAUGGCAGUCAGAGCCUUUGCUGGGCCUUUAAGUCCAUCUAAAGCGGAUGAGUUCAGGCGGGUGUGGAAGACUCCUCCCAGAGAACGGGCAGACCAUUUCCACAACAUCUUAAAGUCUGACCCAGAGCGUGGGGCAGAAAGAGUUGGCAGAGAUCUGGCCCAUGAGCUCGGUCAUCCCUGGGCAGAGUACUGGGAUUUCCUGGAUAGUUUUGUGGACCUGCAGUCAGCUGACGGCCUAAAAGUGCUUGACGAAUACCUCAGUAAAAAGGACUUCAGGGAGCGCGCUCAUGAGGAGGCUGGAGAGAAUGAAACCAGCAACAGGUUUAAAACCCCAUCUCCUGGCAAACUGAAGAAGUUCUGCAACUCCAUCUCUGUGGGGGCAUUUCUGGAUGAGGGCGAUGACAUCAGCCUGGAGGAGAUCAAGAACAGGCAGAAUGCUGCACUCACCAGUAUUUCUUCUGUGAGCUCCAAAGAUGGCCUGCAGGGGGCUGUAGGGGGCCUUGAAUUUCACAUCCUACCAGUUUCCCACAGUGCUGACCUCAUAGAGGCAGCGGCAGAGCAAGACUUACUGCUUUCUGAGAAAUCCUUGAUCUCCAGCAGUAAGAAUGGCCUGUGCGAACAGGGCCCUGGGGACAGGACACCAAACGAGGACAAAAUGUCUCCUCGGAUCUGCGGUUCCUCUAAUUCCUGCAUGCUGUCACCCAUCUCAAAUCUAAUGGCUGAGUUUGAGAGGAUGUCUCUGUUGGAUGAGCCAGAGAGGACAAACAGGGAGAGAAGAAGGAGUGGAGGGAAACGCCACAGAGACGCCCAGGCCACAGAGCUCACCUCCGGACUGGGCCGCCUCUCACUGUCCUCAGAAGAUGACUCCGUGUUUGAGAAAGACAGGACGUCUGUGUUACGAGCAGCUGAGAAGGAUGGAGUGCAGAGAAUAAAUGAAGUAGAUGGAAGGUCCAGUGCAAGUUCAGAUGAAUUCUUUCUGGCCAGUGAGAGGUUAGAACUUGUGAACCAACAGACUAUAGAGACUUCAGGGGGUGAGCGCACAAUAUGUGCCAGGUCAAAGUCCUGGGAUCAUGGGGGAAGAGACCUCAGCUCAUCAGGGUCUUCUAGCUCUUACAGGUCACUUGACGGCUCUCAGGACUUCAUACUGCGGACCCCUCCCAGAGUGACGAAAAGACUCUUCAUUGAAGGUGAUUCACCCAGCAAUUUGGACAGAGAGGUGUUGUCAGCUUUAGGAGUUACAGAUGUUGACCCUCUGAAGUAUCCCAGCAUUCACAAAUGGAAGAGCACAAUUCAGGCCUUCUCCCCCUCAGAAAUGCAAAGCUGGCCGACUUCUGCAAUGCACAAGAGCCAUUUCAGGGCUCACUCAGUCACCCCUGGCUCUCCAGCGAGUGGUUUUCUGUCCCCCGCGGGCCGUUUCAGCCCAGCUCGUCACAUGGGCUCACCGGACGUCUGCAGCCCCGGACGCUACAGCCCAGCACACUCCAGUUACAGUCCCGCUCAUUCAAACUACAGCCCUGUCAGCUACAUCCAACGUAUCCGGCUAAAACAUUUCGGCGACAGCCCCAUUUAACAAACGCUCUCCAUCCCGUCCAACCCCACCGACAGUUUCUACUGAUUAGUACCUAAAAAAACAACACUAAAUCCAGUGUGGGCUGUUUCAGAGGAUGGAAUAUCACAGAGGCGAACAAUGUCAUAAUGGAAGCCAUGAAAUCCGCUCAAAAUGGGUUCUUAGUGCCAGGCAAACCACACAUAGGAUCUCGCAACAGGCCGUCCUUCAGUUUGAAUGCGCCUUGGUUCAUAGAACACAGCUCAAAUAAUAAUAUGCACAUCUCCUGUGGGUUUUUGAGUCAUCAUAUAUAUAUAUAUAUAUAUAUAUAUAUAUACGGUACUUCUGUGUAUGACACAGAGUAUGUUGAUCUGUGAUGGACUUUUCUAACUUGGUUUGGUUUUGUUUUCCGUUUUCCUUAUCUCGUGUGUGUGUGUGUGUGUGUGUGUGUGUGUACGCAUGCUUGGGAGAAACAUCUAUGGAUAUACAAAGCUGCGUCUUUUAUGAAAAUGAACAAUUUCCCACUUAACAGUCAUUUAAAUUGAUUAAACACAGAAACCCAGAGCUAAAUUAAAAUAAUGUAGUAAUAAAUUAUUUAAUUCUUUUUGCUAGUUAACUGUCAGUAGCACACAAUGCUCGUUUUAAUGGGUAUAUACUGGUUUUUAAGGGAAGGGGAGGGGGAAAAGUCAGCUGACUGCCAGAAGUUCUUUUUUAUUCUUUAAUUGGAGAACUGCCUUAAAUUUCUUAAAGGAAAGACCUUCUGAAUCUCAAAAGCAGGUGUUUAUUCAUGCAUUGUUAAACGCAGCCUUAUGUGUUGGGGAAAAAAAGUGGUCUAUAACGUGUGAAAAAUAUUCCCCUUUUUUAUUUUUAAGUUAAAUAAAUGUGAUUUAUCUUUUCUAUGUAUACAUAUUUAUUUUCACUUUUAAUUCUUUUUGGAUUUUGAUCAUGAGCAUCAGAAGACAUCAUUUGAGCUGUACUGUGUUCAAACACACGCAAAGUUGGUGGUGAUUGAUAACGAGUGCGGAUGGCAAGUCGGUUCUAUCUUUUUACAUAAAUGUCAUAAUAGCUGUAAGACUCGAUUGUGAAUCCAGAGUGUUGUAAGUGCACUUUAAAUGUGUUCGGAAAUGUUCAAAGAUCUUUGUCCCUCAUCCCAUCCUCAACGGACAAUGUUUCAACCUCACCGCUAGAUCGUGAUAAUGCGAUUCUCUCAUUGGCUUUUGAAAUGGACCCAUUGAUUUUCUAAUCAAAGCUACAUGUGCAAAAGCAGAAAAGCUCCAGGUAGCUCAGUUUUAUGUGAUGAAUAUCUCAAGGAAAUGAGUUCAGAACAUCCUCUGUGGUACUUUUCAGAUCAUGUGACCUAUUUCUUCGGUGCCCAUCGUUCUCAGUGUAGUGCUGGCCUGUUGAUCAUUGCUUUGUAAAGCUUUAGUGCCUUUAAUUAUGAUCCGUUUGGAAGGGCCUGUGGCUCCUCGGUGCAUGACAAAUGCACUGAUCACAUACAAGCUGAAUAGACCUUUGUUUUCUCUGUUCUAACAUACAGUACAGUAGCAUUGGCAUAUGCAGUGUCUGAAUACCUCUAAAAUGCGAUUGUAAGAAAAAAAAGGUUUACAGUUUAGUUCUUGCUAGUGUUGUAUCAAUGCCAGCCUUACUUUUUGUUAAACGAUGCUUCGUAGUGCCAACACUGGUGAAUUGAAAAUGAGUUGCAAUUUAUUGUCGAGAAUUUAAUUAUUUUUGUUGUCCUGGCCUUUUACGUUGCAUGCAUUUCUAGUCCUAUUUUAUUACAGUACACGUUAAAGGAAAGUAUUUGAUGUUCUAUUGACGAACGAUAAAUAAAGUGCACAGUCUUGUAACUUUACUGACUUUCUCUGACUGUAGAAGAAAAAGCAACCUUCAUGGAAAUUAGUAGAUUUAGAUUUCAUUUUGGUACAUUACAUUAUUAUUAGAUUUGGUGGUACACUACUUUUCAAAAGUUUGGGGUCGGGAAGAUUUUUUUAAAUGCUCUUGAAAGAAGUGUCUUAUGCCCACCGAGUCUGCAUUUAUUUGUUAAAAAAUACAGUCAUAUGUGAAAUACAAUUUAUAAUCUUUUUGAA